This is a messenger RNA of Patiria miniata (bat star), 2019 nucleotides long. RefSeq names its product putative deoxyribonuclease TATDN2. Lineage: Eukaryota; Metazoa; Echinodermata; Asteroidea; Valvatida; Asterinidae. The record is from RefSeq and is a predicted model, not a curated record. Bases 20 to 1654 code for a protein of 544 amino acids. The transcript has a single exon. Gene Ontology annotation, molecular function: hydrolase activity, acting on ester bonds.
GCAAUUCUAGUUUUGCAGGAUGGAAGAAGAGCUAUUUGUUCCAGAUUACACUUGGGAAGAAUCACCAACAGCAGAAGACGCUAUGCCGCCUCUGGAGCUUACACUCACUUCGGGAGGAAAAGCCGCCAACGAAUCUGAUAAACGGCAAGCCCAAGUAGAACCCGCCUCCGUUCUUUCGUCGAAACCAGACACCCCCGACGAGUUCAAGGGUAUGCCAGAUCUGGAACUUGCACCCACACACAAUCCCGGUGCAUUGGAUGACCUGCCAGUUCUGGAGCCAAGUCCCGUCCCCCCUUCAUCACCACCCAUCUCCGCAGUUGCCCACAUCGCCCCAGUGCGACCACAUAGAAAACGUCCAAAAUCAAAGCAAACAUGUCCACAGCCUGGAUGCGAGCACGCCACCAAACAGUUAAAGAGGCACGUUAUCCGCCAGCACAUUUGUGACCGUUGGUGUUUUUUGUACCCACUACUUGCAUGCUGGGAGUGUCGGAAAUUGGAGAUAGCAAGUCAUGUACGGUCACAUGGCGCCUUUGGCAUCACCAACCAUCUUCCUGAACUGUCAUUCCUAGUUGCAGGCUUCGUAACGUACCUUUGCGACAUCAUUGGAGCCAAAUCGCCGGGGGACUUAUUGACGCUGGUGCGCCAACGAGAAUUGGGAGAUGCUUUUUCUUCUUUCAAGGAGGAGGAACAAGCCGUCUGGGACGCUUACGAUGCUUUCGUCGGCCUUCCUCCAAUGGCAGAUCGAGAUCUAGUGACGCCAACUCGCAUCUCCUCGAUCUUCCACUGGAGGACACUCCAACGCCUCUUAACACACAGCUCCCCUGCCACCGAGCACGGCGGCUCUUUUGUGGACUCUCAUUGUCAUGUCGAUCGUCUCCUGCACCGUGCUAGGUACACUGGUACUUUGAGCCAGUACAUGAACAGUCGGCAAGAAGAAAUCGGUGUCGAUGGUUUUCUGGGCUGCAUUGCAAACUUUUGCGAUCCUGAGUCAUACUGCGACCCUCGAUUGUGGCUGCGACUUAUUUCUGAUCACGCGGUUUAUGCGGCAGUUGGGCUGCACCCCAAAAAAGCACGCGAUUUCUCCCCGGACACAGAACAGGUAAUCCGCCAUCUGCUGGACCAUCCUAAAUGCUGUGCCUUGGGUGAAAUUGGCCUCGAUUACUCAGGCUGUCACGGUCGCAAUCGCGAAGUCCAGAAGACUGUCCUCCGGAAUCUCCUUGCUGUCGCCAUAGAAUAUAAGAAACCUGUGGUAAUUCAUUGUAGGGAUGCUGACGCAGACUGUUUCGCAAUUCUUUCAGAAUGCCUACCCCAAUAUUGGAACAUUCACCUGCAUUGUUUUACGCAGGGUUGGCAGGAGGCAAGUAAAUGGUGCAGCACAUUUCCCAAUCUGUACGUAGGACUCACACCAAUUAUCACCUGGGGAACCCCGGGACCAAGAAGUGUCGCUCAGAAUAUACCUCUUGAACGAUUGCUUCUGGAAACGGACUCCCCCUACUUUGUGCCUAGCGAUCUUGCUAAAACAACAACCUUCAGCAUCCCUACGAUGGCCAAAGUAGUGGCGCAGGAAGUAGCUCGUGUCAAAGGUCUGGAAGUUGAGGAAGUGUUGACGCAGUGCAUCAAAAACACCAGAAACAUGUACCCGGUUAACCUAUAAACCUUUCUGCGCUUGACUGGCAAACUACAUUUAGUUAUACAUUUAGUUUGUACAUGUGUUUUAUUCCCACUGGAACAGAGAAAAAACAAUCCAGAAACAUUUGCUUAAAAUGGAAAUGGGUUAGCUGAUAGUCGAGGUGUCCAUUAAUUUGAUUUGUAUAAUUUGAUACUUAUUAGAUACACACUAGGUAUUUUAACAUACAGAUGGUUUAGGUCAAUUAUUAAUUUUGACUAAUAUGUAUUUGGAACAGGUUAUAUGAAGGGCAAGUUAUAACAAUUUUAUUUUUAUCGACAAAUAGCUGCAGGUAUAUUUUCUCGAUAAAGUUGCAUUGGAUUUAAGGCACUAUCAAUCGUAACUGCUUAUAU